Molecule: messenger RNA, 539 nt
Organism: Solenopsis invicta (red fire ant)
Lineage: Eukaryota; Metazoa; Arthropoda; Insecta; Hymenoptera; Formicidae
Product: protein new-glue 1-like
Exons: 2
Coding region: 21-431 (136 amino acids)
Source: RefSeq, a predicted model, not a curated record
CGACGUCGACGUCGACUGCGAUGCCGACGACAACGAUGACGUCGUCUGAGGCAGCGAUGACGGCGACGACGACGAUGACGACGUCGUCUGAAGCGGCGAGGACGACGAUGACGUCAACUGCGGUGGCGAUGACGACGACAACAACGUCGAGUGCAGCGGCGGUGACGACGACGAUGUCAUCUGCAGCGGCAGCGACGACGUCGACAGCGACGGCGAUGGCAGCCGAUAAAGCGACGAUGUCGACGGCAGCAGCGGUGCCAUCGGCCACGAAUUUAAUAACUAUAAAUACUGCUGAUUUGCAAACUAUAAUUUACGCCGCUAUUGCGGGCAUGCGUACAAGAGGGAGAGGAAGAGGACGUGGAAGAGGACGAGGAAGAGGAAGAGCAGGAAGGGGUAGAGGCAGGGUAGAGGCGGUGAUCGCGGGACAAUAAGAGGAGAGGGGAGGGGCAUACAAGUCCACAAUUAUUUAUUAUAAUUAAAAUUAUUAUAAUAAUUACAAAAUAUUUUAAUAAAAAUAAAUAAUUAUUUUUAAAAAGGUA